Molecule: messenger RNA, 747 nt
Organism: Amblyraja radiata (thorny skate)
Lineage: Eukaryota; Metazoa; Chordata; Chondrichthyes; Rajiformes; Rajidae
Product: tubulin alpha-1C chain-like
Exons: 3
Coding region: 1-747 (248 amino acids)
Biological process (GO): microtubule-based process
Cellular component (GO): microtubule
Molecular function (GO): GTP binding; structural constituent of cytoskeleton
Source: RefSeq, a predicted model, not a curated record
AUGCCCAACGACGCGACCAUCGGAGGCGGCGACGAUUCGUUCAGCGAGACGGGUGCGGGCAAGCACAUACCAAGGGCCGUAUUCAUCGACCUGGAGCCCACGGUGAUCGAUGAGGUGCGGACCGGCACCUACCGCCAGCUCUUCCACCCCGAGCAGCUCAUCACCGGCAAGGAGGACGCGGCCAAUAACUCCGCCCGGGGUCACUGCUCCAUCGGCAAGGAGAUCGUGGACCUGGUCCUGGAUCGCAUCCGGAAGCUGGCCGUUCUCUGCACCGGACUGCAGGGGUUCCUCAUCUUCCACAGAUUCGGGGGCGGCACCGGCUCGGGCUUCACCUCCCUCCUCAUGGAGAGACUCUCCGUCGACUAUGGCAAGAAAUCGAAGCUGGAGUUUUCCGUCUACCCGGCGCCGCAGAUCUCCACCGCAGUGGUCGAGCCCUACAAUUCGGUGCUGGUCACCCACUGCACCCUGGAGCACUCCGACUGCGCCUUCAUGAUGGACAACGAGGGCAUUUACGACGUGUGUCGGCGGAACCUGGACAUCGAGCGCCCCACCUACACAAACCUCAACCGCCUGAUGGCACAGUUAGUGUCGUCUAUCACCGCCUCGUUGUGCUUCGACGUCGCUCUCAACGUGAGUUCCAAACCAACCUGGUUCCCUACCCGCGCAUCCACUUCCCGCUCGUCACCUACGCUCCCAUUAUUUCUGCAGAGAAGGCUUACCACGAGGAACUGUCCGUCUCCCAAUUGA